AACUAUUGUGCGCGUAUUUUUAUGUUUGUAUACCACGGUCACACUGCACACAAGUUUGGACGAAAAAAUAUAAAAUGUAUGCACUCUCCAAUAUGCUUGUGCGCUCGCCGGCGCUGCGCCAGGGCCUCAAAAUGGCCGCUGCCAACCGCCAGGUGUCGAUGAAAGUUGUGUCUGUUGCCUCGACCACUAAGGAUGAGACUUACUUCGAGAAGAAUGCGCGCCUGGGACGCGAAAUGUCGCCUCAUUUGACCAUCUAUAAGCCACAGCUGACCUCCAUGCUGUCCAUCAUGCAUCGCGGCACUGGCAUGGCGCUGGGCAUGGGCGUUUGGGCGCUGGGUAUCGGUGCUUUGGUUUCAUCGCACGACAUCAGCCAUUAUGUGACAAUGGUGGAGGGACUGCAGCUGAGUGCCGCCAGUUUGACCGCCAUCAAGUUCAUUAUUGCCUACCCAGUUGGCUAUCAUACGGCCAAUGGCAUUCGCCACUUGAUGUGGGACACGGGCCGUUUCCUCAAAAUCAAGGAGGUCUAUUCCACUGGUUAUGCAAUGGUCGCGGCCUCCUUUGUGAUCAGUGCCAUCUUGGCGCUGUUGUAAAUUAACGAACAGUCCACGCAGCUGGCUCGGUUGAUGGUUAACUUAAAUUGUAAAUUUAGUGCGAACAUUUGUAUAAUUUGUUAAAAUGCAUAAUGCAAGUAAACUUUAUGGUGUAUACACACCCAUACACACAUA
Molecule: messenger RNA, 725 nt
Organism: Drosophila busckii
Lineage: Eukaryota; Metazoa; Arthropoda; Insecta; Diptera; Drosophilidae
Gene: SdhC
Product: succinate dehydrogenase cytochrome b560 subunit, mitochondrial
Exons: 2
Coding region: 75-590 (171 amino acids)
Biological process (GO): mitochondrial electron transport, succinate to ubiquinone; tricarboxylic acid cycle
Cellular component (GO): membrane
Molecular function (GO): succinate dehydrogenase activity; electron transfer activity
Source: RefSeq, a predicted model, not a curated record